This is a messenger RNA of Penicillium canariense, 3849 nucleotides long. RefSeq lists its product as uncharacterized. Gene Ontology annotation, molecular function: histidine phosphotransfer kinase activity; phosphorelay sensor kinase activity. The coding region runs from base 1 to 3849 and encodes 1282 amino acids. Gene Ontology annotation, biological process: protein autophosphorylation; regulation of DNA-templated transcription; phosphorelay signal transduction system. The transcript is spliced from 3 exons. NCBI's taxonomy places the organism in Eukaryota, Fungi, Ascomycota, Eurotiomycetes, Eurotiales, Aspergillaceae. The record is from RefSeq and is a predicted model, not a curated record.
AUGAGCCGGUCUGUUGAAGCGAAGGACUAUGGUGACUGGAAGGUCAUCUACAAUGGCCAGGGCGGGAAUGGCGAUGCGCUGUCAGAGGGAAGGAAGGCUUCUUCCCCGGCAGUUUCAGUCCCAAAGUCUAUAGGCAUCCUUUCCGACAAUAAGACAGAGAUACCGACAGUCACGGAGUUACCCUCAUCGAAGCUGAAGCUGCCUCAGUUAGACAAUGACAUAACAGAGCGAGUAUUCCCAGUCCGAUCGGUCGUGUCCUUCGACUCGACCCCUUCGUCCGCCCUACAGACACCAUCGCUGGAUAAACUUGAGAGUCCUAUACUUCCGUUCUCAGACGCUCUCAGGAAAAGCUCAUUGGCGAGUGAGAUUUUAAUGAAACAGCCAACUGGAGAUGCGGAUGGUGAAAAGCCGGCUACCAGACCCAAAUAUCUUUCUCUGAUGCAUGAGCAGAGGCGGGACCAUCCAGAUCUCUCCUCCUCAUCGGCAGUGCCAACUCUCAGUCAUCCUAUUUCCAUGAGCGACCGGCUUUUACCUUCACCAAAUAGGGAGAGAGCAUCGAGCGGAGGUUCUCGCGAAAGUCCUCGUCUAUAUGAAAGAUUGCACCACACCCUCUGCGAGGGAGGCAAGAUUUUACAACCUAUUCGAAUGCCCAAAGGGCUGCAGUAUUCCCAGGAAGAUGAGGAUAGUGUUAUUAUCCAAUCCUUUGGCGCACUGCUCGUGAUCUCCCAAUAUGGAGACAAUUUUCCGGUUCAGGCUGCCAGCAGCAACACAUCGGAGAUCUUGGGCAUUACCCCAGAGGAGUUAUUUGAGCUUGAGUCAAUAUGUGCCCUCUUCUCGGACCCGCAAAGAAAGAUCUUCCUUUCUCAUGCUGCCGAUGUCCUGAGUGACGAAUACGAAGUUGGAGAAGUUGGGCCCGAGGUCUUUUAUCUAUCGACCUUGGAUGGAGACACCCCACGUCUUUGGUGUACAAUGCAUACCAGCAAGGCAUACACAAACUUCAUUAUCUGCGAAUUGGAGCCAGGGAUUAGAGGCGUUCAACAGAUCACGGACAAAAUCGAUUCGCCAAACCUGCGACAUCAAAAGGGACGAACUCUCAGCCAGUUCGCAGAGGAUCAGGCCCCUCAUCGAAGGAGCCUUUCUAAUACAUACGACAAACCAUCUGAGAAUACAGAUACCAUGGAUAUAGAGCUGUUGAAUAUUCUUCCACGCAUUCUGAAACGAAUUUCAAGUUCUCAGUGUCUUGAUGAUUUGAUACGGCAUACCAUCUCGAGCCUGCGGCAUUUGACCAAAUUUCACCGCAUUACCGUCUAUCAUUUCGACUGUGACCGAAAUGGCAUCAUUCUUGCAGAUGCCCUUGAUCCAGCAAGGCAUACAGAAUCGUAUAACGGCAUGCACUUCCAAGAAUCCACCUUCCCCGAUGAUCUCAAGAGUCAGUAUCUGCACAGUAAGGUCGCAUUUUCUUACCGAAAAGGUGACGUCUCAGAGCUGGUCUACCGAGUGUCGACCAACAAAUUGGCCCUCGACUUGUCGCAUUGUUACUUGACAGCAACACCAGAUGUCCCCGAGGAUUCCGCACAAUCUCCAGUCCAUGCGUGCAUGUCCAUCAGCAUUCAUGUUUUUAAUAAGCUGUGGGGGAUAAUCUCUUGCCAAUCCUACGAUGAACAAUUCCGACUCCACCCUCUACUUCAGCGGGUCAGCUGGUUCAUCAGUGAAGCCGUUUCCAGCAAUAUCGAACGUCUUUCGUAUACGCUGCCGUUUCAACCACAAGGUCAAACUGUGCCAUGGGAUGAAUUGAAUCCAAUGCAGGAAACCACUUCUCCUUCCGGUGAUCUCUUGGGUCUUUUCGGCGCUGAUUACGCUGCUGCAACCAUCUUGGGGCAAGUCAAGGUCUUAGGCAAACCAGUCGAUUCGCAAGAACUUUUGGCUCUGCUCGAAUACCUACGAGCUAAGGAGAUCGAGACAGCUCUAUGGUCUACGGAUAUCGCCUCCGAUUUCGAAGAUCUCGAGUAUUCCCCCGGGUUCCACCACUUGGCCAGUCUGCUGUAUGUUCCGCUGUCUCCCGAUGGACAUGAGUUUAUCAUCUUCUUUCGCAGCCAGCCCAAAGCCAGCCAGGAUGCGAGUGAUUCUGAAAGUCAACCCCGGCCUUCAGAAUGGUCUGCAGCAGAAUUCGGGAAAGCCUCGAUGCUGACGCUAUUGUAUCGAACAUUCACGGAGAUUUGGCGGGAGAAGGAGGCGACGAUGCAGAAUAACCAGCUCAUGAAGCUGCUUCUAGCCAACUCUGCGCACGAGUUCCGCACGCCACUCAACGCCAUCAUCAACUAUCUCGAGAUCGCGCUAGAUGGCUCCCUGAAUCAGGAGACUCGAGAGAAUCUCUCCAGGUCUCACUCCGCCUCCAAGUCUCUAGUGUACAUUAUAAAUGACCUUCUCGACCUCACCAAUGCAGAGAAUGGGCAAAUGCUCAUUAAGGAUGAAGUCUUCAAUCUUAGCGAGACUCUCUGCGAGGCAACCAAUAUAUUCUGGGAAGAAGCCCGGCAGAAGCAUGUGGACCUUCAAGUUAUGCAACAUUCGGCAUUACCGCCAGUCCUUGGUGAUCAACGACGCGUGCGACAGGUCAUCACCAACCUGAUCAGCAACGCUAUCCAACAUACUUCAUCGGGUGCUGUCACAAUCGAGUCGUGCAUCCUGUCUGGGUUCUGCGAGCCCGGGCACAUUGCUGUGGAGGUAGCGAUUCACGAUACGGGUGUUGGGAUGUCACAGGAGGCCGUGGAGACUUUAUUCUGCGAAUUGGAGCAGAUCUCCAAUAACAAAUACAUGCCCAAUCCCAAAUCCUGCGAAAAAACCUCUGACGCAGGAGAGUUGGCGACAGAUAGUGUCCUUGGUCUAGGACUGGCCCUGGUUGCUCGGAUCGUGCGUAACAUGGACGGACAACUGAGUCUAAAAUCGGAGCAAGGAACGGGAAGCUGUUUCAAAAUCCGAUUGAAGUUUCCCCUGCCGUCCGGGGAGGAGACCAAUGUGCAAGUGGCGAAUGACGGCGACGGGGGACCCCAAACCUGUCAUCUUAAUAACGGCACGAAUCAUGCGCCCGGCAGCGACACGGCGGAGAAAAAGAACGGCAUUCCCUGUCACUGCGGCGAUGACAGUCUCCCUGGUCCUGGGCCCGGACAGCAAAACAGCAGCUGCUUGGAUGUUGAAAUUGCUCUGACCAACGGCGAAUCACGUAGUAUCACCCUAGCUGCCCCGCACCCGACAUCAGACAAAAGGACCAAAGCCAAAAAAGAACUUUUCACAGCAUCUGAGCAAGAAAAGCUGGCAAAGACGCGCGUUGGGUUGAAAGAGCCCAAGGCGCGACCCAAAGAAUCCGACACCACAGAAGCCAACAUGAACCGGAGAGCCGAGCUGCAUGUUCUCGUUGCCGAGGAUGAUCCUGUCAACAGCAUGGUCCUGAAGAAACGGCUGGAAAAACUCGGCUACUCGAUUUGCAUGACGGGGAAUGGGAAGGAAUGUGCUGCUGUGUACUGCGAGAGCCCACUCUCGUUCGAUGCAGUUCUGAUGGACCUACAGAUGCCGAUCAUUGAUGGGCUCUCAUCCACCAAGAUCAUCCGCGAGUAUGAGAUCCAGUCCAGCUCUCGCAAUACCUAUACACCUAUCUUCGCAGUCUCGGCCUCGCUCUUGGAGAAGGACCGACAGAUCUACAUCGACUCUGGCUUCGAUGGGUGGAUCGUGAAGCCCAUUGACUUCCAACGGCUUCAUGAGCUCCUCGGAGGAGUAAGGUCGCCUGAACGACGGAAUGCAUGUUUUUAUCGGGCGGGGAUGUGGGAACAGGGUGGUUGGUUCGCAGCGGCCCAGUGA